CCGAGUUUUUGAACAGGCGAGGCGGUUGGAGCGGCGAUGCUAAAAACACUGAAACGCUAAACUACUGAACUACUGAAAUAGUGAAAUAACAGCGGGCAAUUCUCCCCGAGACCGCCAGACGAACAUCUCUAACGAAGAGCCAUGGCUGCUAGAGGUCAGCAGCCUCUGAUGAGACCGGACAGAGCUCCACUGCGAGAUGUGCAGAAUGAAGAAAAGCAGAAAACGGCAGGUGUCAAAGCUGCAUUGUUGGGACACAAGAACCCUGCGCGAGAGGUUGAAAAUGUGAGCCCUUUCUCUGGUCCGAAAGCUGAUGGCACCUUCAUCACCAGCAUUUCUUCAAACAGAAGUGAAGAGGGUGCAGUGGGAAAUGUCACAUUGAAGUCCUUCUUGUGUGCAGGAGGGGAAGUUGAAAUUUCAGAAGGGUCUGAAAUGUCGGAUGAAAGCAUUCUCGUUAGAGCUCUAAUGCUGGAAGAUGGUCCACAGACGCUUAACAACACAACUGUAACGUAUCCAGACAGUAAUGAGGCUGUGCUUUCCAACAGAGAGCAUGUUGACCAUCCAUACUGUACUCACCCGUCUGAUGAGCCUAGCUGUGCAAAUAUGAUGCAGGAUGGAAAGUUGAAUGGGGCUGAUGAGGUUUGCUCUGUAAAUCGUGCUGCCAGCCUUAAAAAUGCUGACAUUUCUGAAGUUUCAUCUCAAGAAAUGAAGUCAUCAACUAAUGAACAAGCAGACAUCACCUUUAAGUCCUUCACUUGUCCAGGAGGAGAGAUUGAGGUUGCAGAUGGCUUGAUCAUGCAGGACUCAAUUAUGCUGGACGACAUGCCACUGGAAGGUCCUUCUCAGAGUUUUAGAGAUGAAAGUGAAAUAUCUGAAGACCACGCUAAGCUUUUAGUGUCCCCCUGCCAUCAUGUUGAUCAUCCCUACUGUCAUUAUGAGGUGGAUUCAUCUGCUUCUAGAGGUGAUGACUGUAUCUGCACAUCUGUUGAGAACCUGGAUGCUGUUGUCAGUAACGCUGAGCUUGACAAUCUUUCUAGCGCAGAUACCUCAAUGGCUCUGAGCCAGUUGGUGGAGGAACCUGGAGAUCUGACAUUUAGAUCAUUAACCUUCCCUGGAGCGGAGGUUGAGAUUGAGAAUACGCAUGACAUGUCUGUAAUAUCUAUGCUUAUGAACAACUUGACUUUAGAUGGUUACCUCCAACCAUUCUCCUGUAGCUUUAGUGAACACGAUGGAGAAAAUAAUGCAGCAUUGACCUCUAAUAGCGAACAUGCUGACCACCUUUAUUGUUGUGUUGAAGAUGCUGAUGUAUGUGGAGAUGGAUCCACCAACCCAUUAGUCCCAGAUCCAAUCAUCUGUGAGAGUAAAGCUCACUCAAGUUCACAGCUUUCUUCUACUGGUCUUUUGGAAAGCUCUGAAACUGCAGCUCAAGUGAUGUCCAGUCUUGGAACUGAUGGAUCCCCAAGUUUAAAGCCUAGAUUGGCCUUGCCCAUUUCAGAGAAUUCUUUAGUUCUAGAGGAGCUGAUUGCAAGCAUAGAGAAGUCAGAUUGGAGCCAUAACCUGUUACACCAUUGUGAGAAUAACUUGGAUUCAAAAGUAAAUUCAGAUGUCAUACACUAUCAAGGUGACCUUGAUCAGCAAUCAACCUCUAAUCAUGAGGAAAACAAAGCCAAGGAGGAUCUCACAGCCAUGAAUGGUCUUCUUAUGCAUGAUCAUGAUCAUGUUGACGUGCUGUCUGAAAUCGGCCAGUUUUCAUCAGAUAAUGAAGAUCUGUUCUCAGAUGUUGGUGAACAUGCCAAGUCAUAUUCUUCCCAAGCCAACAUUAGCACAUCUGUUGAAAAUUCUGGGAGAGAAUCUGUAAAUGUUGAUGCCCAAAUCCAACCUUUAUCUCUACAACACCACUGCAGUGAAAAUGAAGUAGAAAGUUCAAAAGUCCUACAGUGUCAAGAAAACAACCAGCAAUGCCUCCCUGGUAAUAAAGAAAACAAUGCGAGUGAUGAUUCUCCUGCCUUGAGCGGUAUUCUUUCAGAGGUUGGUAAUAUUGACAAUUCUGCUGAGAACUUUGAGGCUAAAUCUGCCCAAAUUCAAAGUUCAUUGCUAAAUUGCAAUGAAGCCAAGGUAGAAAGCUCUAAAGUGUUAGUGCCUCAAGACGACAUUGUCCAUCAAACAAAACCAAACGAACCCAAGGGUGACUUAACAGCCAUUGCUGGUCCUUUUACACAUCCCUCUGUUGAAGUGCAGUCUGAUCUCUCAGUCAGUCGGUCUUCAUCAGAAAAGGAAGCAAAUUCGCCUUCCAAGUUCUCGUACCCUCAAGCUAAUGUUAGUAUGCUGGGCCAAAACACUGCAUCAUCAUUCAACAAACGUAAUUUUGGCAUUAAGGCUGAAAGUAGAAACGUCAAUGACCAGAGCCAGCACACAUCUCUGCUAAACAGCAAUAAAGAAGACGAGGUAGGAGAUUCAUCAAAAGGCUUGCAAGGUCAAGACAACAUCAACCAGCAAACCCUCUCAGAUAAUGAAGAAAAGAAUGUGCUGGCCCAAAACGUUGAGUCUUAUUCCCAAGCUGCUGUUGGCAUGUCUGCUGGGAAUUUUAGGGCUGAAUGUGGAGAUGUUGGUGCCCAGAACAUGCCAGCUCAGCAUAACGAUGUGGAUUUGGAAGCCAGUGUGGUGCAGGACAGUGCUCUGGGAUUGAGUGGCAUCCACUCUGGUUCUGAAAUCCUGCGUGCUGAAAGCGUUCAUGAGUGUCACACUGAUGCCAUGCCUCUACACACACAGCUGUGGAGCGCUUUGACCUUGUGUGACCCCUCAACUCCCAGAAACGCGGCUCUUGGUAGGAGCGUCCUGCAGGGUCACGUUGAGGGAAACCUGGAGAGCCGUCUGUGGCCUGAGCUCCCUGAAAGCCCUAUCCCUCCACCACAGCUGAACUCUACAACUUUACCCCAAGCUCUUACACCUUUGCAUCCCCGUAAACCCAGAGAAGCUCGGAUCAAAGCAGCUAUGAUGCCAAACGAGAAAGCCCCAGUGGUGGAUUUUUCCACGAUGAGUAAAGGCCCCUUGCAGCAGCAGCUCAGACAGAUGGCAGAGCUGCUCAUUUUGGCUUCAGGGAAAAUCGCAGCUCCUUCCACACCAGCACCGGUGCAGCAUCACACUGCUGAGAUGGCCACCACUCCAGUGCAGCACCGCAGCGCUGCUGUGUGGACCACACCCGUAUUGACAGCCGAACGAAGCGUAAACACUUCGGCCCAGGUGGAGCUGGUGAAAGAGACCGAGGUGUCUGAUGCAUGCACCUCCACCGACUCCCUUCUGUGGAGUGUCAGCCCAAGCAGUCUGCAGUCUUUGUCCAGGCCAGAGUUGGAGCAGAAGUUAUUGUCCACCUUAAUCAUGGUGGAGGUUCUGUCCCAGCAGCUUUCCUCUGCAAAAUCUCAUACAGGUGGGACGGGCCCUGCUCCAUCUGAGCUCAGAGACAGGCUUGUCCAGACUGAACACACACAGCUCAGCCAGAUGGGACCAUAUAAGGAGCUGUAUGUAAGUGCAGUAGAGCGGAUCCACGUUCUGGAGGAAGACCAGGACACGCUCCAGAGUUUAUAUCAGGCCAUGCAGCAGACGAGGAACACUAUGACCGCUGUUAAGACCGACACGGAGGAGGCUCUAGGUAGUUUGAAGCAGAUUGAAAGCAUCGUUAAUGAAGAUCUGGAAAUUUUGUGCAAGCAGAUGAGUGAGGUGAAGGCUCUGUAUGGCAGGUGUAUGGGCGCUCUGAAGAGGAUGGAAGAGAAGUGUAAAGCCUGCCUGCAGGAAAGGGAUGGUAUGAGACGAGGCAUGGAGGAGGCUGUUCAGGAGAAAGAAACGGUUUUGCGGGUGUUGGAACAGUUGCGUGCCCAUCACUCUGCACAAGUUUCUGAUCUUCAGCGCAGUCUUGGAUCCCAGCAAGAGCUCACUACUGCUCUCACACACACCUACCCUCAGCUGGUUGAACUGAACCGGUCGUAUGUGGAGUCCCUCUCUGCUGCCAGUGCCCUGCUAAGAGAGAAACUAGAUGAUGAUGAGCACUUAUCAGCCGAGCUUCAUAAAGCUCACUGGCUCCUUCAGAAGACAAACCCAGUUCUACAGAAGCUCCAGCAGAGGGCGUCGGCUGCUGUAGAGCAGAGCCAGCUGUUCCAGACUGAGAGAGACAUAGCCGUAGAGGAAAAAGCUCAGAUGGAGGUUGAACUGGAGCAAGCCCAUGCUGGCCUGCAAACCGCUGAGCAGCAGAUUGCGGACCUGAACACUCAGAUAACGAUCAUGAAUUCAGAAAUGACCGUUCUCCGGGAGCAGUUGAGUGAGGUCGAGGAAGAGCGUGCUCAGCUGCAGAGGAAAAGUACAGAGCUUUCAGCGACCGUCUCUUCCUCACUGGCCUCCUACGCCUUCCUGGAGCAGGCUUUAGCCUCAGAGACCAACAAAUUGCAGCGUUCCCUGCACGAAACCCAGGAAUCCAUAGACCGAGCUGACGGUCUGCAAGCUGAUCUAGAGGUGUCCCAGCGGCGGGUGGAGGAGCUGGAGGAGGUUUUAGCACAGAGAGACACCUUGCUGACUGAACUGCACGAAGAGGCUGAAAAUCAGCGCUUGCAGCUCCGCCGACUCACUCAGAUACAGGCUGAACUCUCCAGCGCUCGAGAGAUGGGCGACUUCCUGCAGGCGGAGAACGAGCUGACUCGGGAGCAGCUGACUGAGAGCGAGGGUUUGCUGCGCUCGCAUCUGCAGGGUCUCCGGGAAAGGAACCUGGAGUGUGAGGACCUCAGACUAACUCUACAGCAGCUUCGUGUUGAGAGGAGUUCCCUGCAGGAGGAACUGGACAGUACACGUGAUAAAGCUCGUGUUAUGCUGCUGGAGCAGGGGGAGCAGCUGGCUCAGGCUACACUUGAUGUUUCCCUUCUACAGCACAGAGUGCGCUGUCUGACCAGCAGCACACACGCUGCUGCCACUGCCAAGAGCACUGAAGCUCCCGGCCAGGAUGAGCUGCAACAGCAGCUCCAGCCACCCCGGCAGCCAUGCGGCUCUUUUGUCAGCUCAGUCAUGCUGGCCCUGACUGAAGAACCUGAGGCUGAUGCAGCUCCUGAUCCAGCAGCAGUGUGUCCUGCAGAGGAGGAGAGCACGAUGGAGGGAAUUGGCAGCAAAAGCAGUGCCUUCACCCGUUUACCCCCAACUGCCCUUCAGCAUGCUGAUGAGAACAGCCAAAGUACUACUCUGGUGGAGCUGUUGGCUAGUCUUGGUGACAGCAUGUCAGAGCUCCAGUCAGCCAUUGAGCAGCUGAAACAGCACAAAGACUCCGAACUAAACAGCCUGCAAAGCAACAUUCGUGGCUUGCAAGAGGCGCUGCAGGUAGAGUUUGACAGGCACAGGGUGGAGGAGGCGGAGCUAAGGCAACAGGUGGGCCGACUGAAGGCUCAGGCAGAGAAGGAUACGCAGGUGCUGCAGCAGAAAACACAGGAUGAGAAAGCUCUGAGGAAGCUUUGUAGAGAGUUGGAAGAGAACAUGGAGGCAGCGCAGAAACAGAGAGCAGAGAACAGCGAGUUGCGGCGGGAGGGGGCAGAGUUGCGCCGGGCGCUGCAGCAGUCUCAAGUGGAGGUGCAGGCUUUGAGGGCAGAGCUAACGCAAUUAAGUGACCAAUCAACAACCAGCACUAAGGAACUGGAUGACAGGAUUCGUUUACUCAAAGAGGUGGAAAAACUAAAGGCUAAACUCAUGGAAGUGGAAGAAUCUAGAGCUAAACUCCUCGAACGAGCCAAGAGACACCAAAUGGUACACGCCAUGAAUCAGAGUAAACUGGAGCGUGAGCUGCAUCUGUUGGAUGAUAUGAUUGAGACUGCGAGGAAGACUCUGUCCACUGUUCCUGAGGUGGUGAAAAACUGUCCUGAACUUCAGAAACUGGUUGAAUUCCUUGGAUGAGAGCAUCAGUUUGUAGUGGAAUGUCUUCACAUAGCUCUGUUCACUUUUUAUAUGUAUUUGUUAAUGUCUUUAAAAAUGUUGGUUUUCUUAAUUGUAACUAAAAACUUGUGUAUAACACAUUUUUCUUAAUAAAAACUAGAU
Messenger RNA from Pygocentrus nattereri (red-bellied piranha), 6054 nucleotides. It is a transcript of the gene spag5, whose product is annotated as sperm associated antigen 5. Bases 142 to 5913 code for a protein of 1923 amino acids. The record is from RefSeq and is a predicted model, not a curated record. Gene Ontology annotation, biological process: regulation of attachment of spindle microtubules to kinetochore; cell division. NCBI's taxonomy places the organism in Eukaryota, Metazoa, Chordata, Actinopteri, Characiformes, Serrasalmidae. The transcript has 27 exons.